CGUCCCCUUCUCCUUUCUCCCAACUCGCCCUUGUGAACACAUAAAAUUAGAUCCCAUCAUAUGUCUCAGAGACCUAGCGUUCCACACUCCUCCUCGAUAGCCUUCUCCCUUCAUUCCCAUCUCCUGGUCUCCAGUGAGAUGAACCCCAACUCCUAUUGGCAACAAUAAAAGGAAAAGAAUCCUUCCCAAAUCCCACUUCUAUCUCUCCUAACCCGGAUCUAGAAAGCCUCUUAACCAGAAAACUCCUUCUCUAACAUUCUUUCUUAAUUUUGUACCUCACGAUGGGUGUGAAAGGAUUCGUUGAGGGCGGCAUCGCCUCCAUCGUGGCCGGCUGCUCCACCCACCCGCUCGACCUCAUCAAGGUCCGAAUGCAGCUCCAGGGGGAGUCGCUGAGCCCGGCGGUCUCCGCCCUCCGCCCCGCUCUCGCCUUCCCCACCACCGCCACCGUCACCCUCCCACCGCCGCCGCGCCCCGGCCCACUCGCCGUCGGCGCCCAGAUCCUCCGCUCCGAGGGUCCCUCCGCCCUGUUCUCCGGCGUUUCCGCCACCGUCCUCCGCCAGACUCUCUACUCCACCACCCGCAUGGGCCUGUACGACAUCCUCAAGAAGAAGUGGUCCCCUGCCGGCGAUGGCAACGCGCUCCCGAUCCACCGCAAGAUCGCCGCCGGCCUCAUCGCUGGCGGGAUCGGCGCCGCCGUCGGGAACCCCGCUGACGUGGCCAUGGUUCGGAUGCAGGCCGACGGCCGGCUCCCGGCGGCGGAGCGGCGGAACUACAAGAGCGUGGUGGACGCUAUCGGGCGGAUGGUGAGGAGCGAGGGGUUGGGGAGCCUGUGGCGAGGGUCGUCGCUGACGGUGAACCGGGCGAUGAUCGUGACGGCGUCGCAGCUGGCGACGUACGACCAGGCGAAGGAGGCGAUCCUGGCGCAUGGGGUCAUGGAGGACGGCCUGGGGACGCAUGUGACGGCGAGCUUCACCGCCGGGCUGGUGGCGGCAAUGGCGUCGAACCCAGUGGACGUGGUGAAGACGAGGGUGAUGAACAUGAAGGUGGAGAAGGGAGCGGCGCCACCGUACGCCGGAGCGCUCGACUGCGCGCUGAAGACGGUGAGGGCCGAGGGGCCGAUGGCGCUCUACAAGGGCUUCAUCCCCACCGUCUCCCGCCAGGGGCCGUUCACGGUGGUCCUCUUCGUGACGCUCGAGCAGGUCCGCAAGAUCCUCAAGGACUUCUGAUUGCCGUCUGAUGUAGAUCGGGCGGUAGAUAUCAGUGGAUGAUGGCGAUAAAAGUAGCUUACCGAAUAAAUUGGGUUUUUAUACUAUAUUCAAAACUUUCUAUUAUAUUGAUGUGAUUCCCGUGACCUCGGGGUAUGACAGAAGACAGUGGGGAUUUUGCUGUUCGCUACUUUUUUUUGAAUUAAUUAAUAUUUAAAUAUUUUACUCCGCA
Elaeis guineensis (African oil palm) is the source of this 1437-nucleotide messenger RNA. RefSeq names its product mitochondrial uncoupling protein 5. Lineage: Eukaryota; Viridiplantae; Streptophyta; Magnoliopsida; Arecales; Arecaceae. Gene Ontology annotation, biological process: transmembrane transport. The record is from RefSeq and is a predicted model, not a curated record.